UUACAGUUGUAGUUAUUUGCCACUUUAUCAAACCACCAGAACCGCGUCAUAACCCACGUGUCUUCCUCCGUGCCAAUAACUUCCAAGUCCUGCCGCUUAUAACCACGUCCUCGCAAUUACUUUCACUAUUAUUAUCUAUCUCAAUCUCACCCCCGACAAGAUGUCUUGCCAGCCUACAUCGGUCACAAAGUUCCGCUCCGGCCACGUGUUGGCAGAUCUCUUGCGCUACCCCAUCCAUGAACACUGCUAUGACUGCUCGUCGAUAGACCGGCGUCGAUAUGAACGAGUCCGUUUAUGCCUCUUUGAUAUCAUCCAAAAUGAUGUGGUAUCGAUCCUCCCGGUUUGGCCGUAUGUCGUGCACAAUCAUCAACUCAAUCGCCUCGCCUACCUGCCGUCCUCCUUGACCAAUCUGCCACGCAAAGUCCACCAGCCUAAACGGCUCAUCCAUGUGGGCCACGGUCACGAUCCCCUCGAUAUCUAUUCCACCCAGUACCGGCAAUUCAUCUUGGAUUGGCGAGGGAGUCUCGAUCCCGUUGGUAGGUUCAAAGUCUCCAUUCAAGUUCAAAGGAAACCACAGAACAGAUCUAGCCCCAUAAAAAGCCGACUCUUCCUAUCAUGCUGUCUGACCAACUGUUCUUGGCCAACCAGUUGCCAACAACCUUCCCCAAGCAUUCCGAAGCAAGAGUGCGAAAUCAAACGCGUCGACUAUGCCGCCCUACUGUCGACCACUUUCCUUCUCGGAGGUAUUGGCGCCGCGGGCAUCACGCUGUUGAGAAGCAUCCAUCAGGGUGGCAAUACCCAGUGCCCUGAUCCCAACAUUGCCAUUGGGAGCUGUUCGUAGGCAGAGCAGACGUUCAAUUUCACUUUACAGUCAUAAUUAGAGUUCUGACAGGCGCCGCUCUCAAACACAGAGUCAGCGAAGACCUCUCCGA
Molecule: messenger RNA, 932 nt
Organism: Ilyonectria robusta
Lineage: Eukaryota; Fungi; Ascomycota; Sordariomycetes; Hypocreales; Nectriaceae
Exons: 1
Coding region: 161-841 (226 amino acids)
Source: RefSeq, a predicted model, not a curated record